Molecule: messenger RNA, 1790 nt
Organism: Seminavis robusta
Lineage: Eukaryota; Bacillariophyta; Bacillariophyceae; Naviculales; Naviculaceae
Source: the annotation of a GenBank genome assembly
UGUCGACUUCGACCUGGUCGCUACUUGAGUAAGAGUAGAGCCUCUCCAGGAAGAAGGAACAUGACUUAGAACUCAACCUGUUUUCAUUAUGCCUGCCACUGCGAAUAGUCGCUCCAGCUUUCGGAGCACCAAGGCGAGCUUUUCCUGAAUUACCGAGGAUUGACUCUGCUUUAUUUCCACUUCUGCAUCCGAGGUGGAAAAGCAAUGUCGUCGCCAGAUGAGGAGAAGAGUGCAAAGGAUGGGUUCAAGGACCGAAAUCCGUUUGACGGGACAGCACAGGCGAUUCCGAUACCUCCAGAGGCGCAUUCCCUGACGGUCCUGCCACUAACAGCCAUUGUGUAUUUUAGCGUGUCGGGAGGUCCAUUCUCUACUACUCAAGCAGUCCGAUCGGGGGGAGCUUUCUAUGCCUUGUUGGGGUAUAUGCUAGCCCCAGUUGUCAUUGCUUGGCAAGAGAAUCAGAUCACUGCAGAGUUAAGCGUCGCAUACCCGCACUCUUCUGGAAGCGUGGUUUGGUGCGAAGCUGCAUUUGGUCCGUUUAUUGCUUGGUUGAAUGGUGUAUUGAGUCUGGUGUCUGGGAUCACCGGAAAUGCAAUCUUCCCGGGCUUGUUUGUCAACUUCAUCUUGGAACAAAUACCUCGAUCAGCUGACGAAGAACAGGAUUUGCCGGUCUAUAUACGGUUCUGUGUCCUCGCUUUUAUGGUCCUAGUGAUGGGAUACAUCAAUUGGAGUGGUUUGAAUAGUAUUGGAAACACGACAAUGCUCAUUGGAAUCAUCGCCUUGACACCCUUUGUCAUAUUUGUCCUGGUUGGCAUGUUUCAAGUAGACGCAAGCAAUUGGCUAGCGUUACCUUCGCUGUCCGUAGGGGGCUAUAUGGCAGAGUCCGAGUAUGAACUGGGAGGGGGCUUUUUCCCUUACGCGACUCUCGGAGGAGUACUCUUGAGACCCUUUUUGAACACGUUGUUCUUCAAUCACAAUUGCUUUGAUUCAACUGCAACAUUUUCGGAGGACUGUGGGAGACAGCCAGAAAAGGUCAUUCCUCGAUCAUUGAACAUUGCAUGGUUUGCAGUCUUCGUGUUCUACCUCUUACCAGUGGCUGUUGCCACCGGUGUGUCGAGUGGCAACCAGCUAGACUGGAAAAAUGGCUAUCUGUCGUUUCUGGCAGGCGAAACAGUAGGUCCAUGGCUGGGAAAUUGGCUUAUCUUUGCUAAUGGUGUCUCCAACAUUGCUCUAUACCAAGCUGUCAUGAGCGGUGUCGUCUUCAAACUCAUGGGUAUGGCCCACAAUGGGCUCUUGCCGCGGUUCCUCGGUGUUCGAAGCUCACGUGGAACUCCUACGAAUGCCAUCAUCUUUUCCACGUUCAUCAUAUUUUUCCUAUCCAUGGUACGCCUUCAUAAACUCGUUGAAAUGCAGAAUUUCAACUAUGGCAUUGCCCUCCUACUGGAGUAUGCCGCUUUCAUAAAGCUACGAAUAAGUCAACCAAAUGUCCCGAGACCCUAUCGCGUUCCAUUUGGAACCGUUGGUUGUAGUUUGAUGGUGAUUCCUUCUGCGCUUUUCAUCCUCACGGUGUUGCUUCUUGCUAGCUAUCACGCAAUGAUUGUGGGUGCUGUGACAUUUGGAUUCAGUGUGAUUACCUAUCAGUGCGUCGCCAAACGGAUAUACAAGAAGAGAGAUGAUACUGAUAGUUUGGAGGGUCAAAUGGCACCGAUGAAAGAUAGCAGCGAAAUGAUAUAGAAAUAUAGCUUGUACAUAUGCAAAGCAAUAGAUUAUGGUGUUCACCCAGGUUUUUGCAU